AGGGAGCACCUGAAUUCAACUUUUUGAAUCUUCUCUCAGUGGUUAAUCUAAAACCAAAGAGAUGAAACUUGCAUUGAGUAAUGAACUAGAGACUCCAUUUCCCUCCUCUCUUCUAGACCAGAGAGAGAGAGAGAGAGAGAGAGAGAGGAAUCCAGCUUUACAGAGAAACACACUACUCAAGAGCAGAGGGCAAAAGGGGUAUCUUGCCACUGAUCAUAAAGUCACUCACCAACAGUGACAAGAUAGGCACAAGCACAACAGUGUAGCUUCUUGAGUUCAGAUCUUCUGGUGAAUCACUUUACCAAGCAGCUUCUGCACGAGCUUAUGCCAGCUGAAACAUCAUGAAGAAGAAGAUGAGCUGGAAUUGUCUCAGGUUGAGCUCCUUCGUGUCUCCAUUGGUGCUUAAAGCUGGGAUCUUCAGUGCACUGCUCUUGCUCCCAGGUGGAGUGACUUCACAGGGCCAGCUGCCCCCAGCCACACCCAGUACUGGCAUCGUUUGCAUCAGCAACUGCGCCACUUGCCCUGUCAUUUGCUCAUCCCCUCCUCCGUCACUGCCGUCCUACCAGCCUCCGCUGCCACCACUCCCGACGCUGCCCCCGCCGCCGCCGCCUGCCCACCACCAUCAUCCUCCGCCCGGGUCUUCCCAUUCCUCCUCGCCGCCGCCGCCGUCCUCGCUGGAGCCUCCGCCGCUGAGCACCCCUCCCGCCCCGCCUGUGCCAACGCUGCUGCCGCCGCCCGGGGCGCCGUCGCUGUACCCUUCGGGGAGCACUCCGCCGCCUCCUUUUAAGUACUCCAACUAUCCACCUUCUGUUCCUGGGACUCCAGGAGUGGGAAUGGGAGGGCCUGGUUACUCUUAUCCACCUUCUGGUCCUGGGACUCCAGGAGUGGGAACGGGAGGGCCUGAUUACUCUUAUCCUUACUACUAUUUCUAUGCCUCAGAGGCUGCUACUUUAGCUGGUCAUUGUCACUUGUUUAUGUUGCUGCUGUUGUUGUUCUUUUAUGUUGUAUGAUCUUAGGAUAUGGUUGAGAGGGCAUAGCCAGAGAGCAAGAAUUUGUUCACUAAGUUUGGUGCUUGCUUGUAAGUUCUGGAUGCUAGCUGUUCAUAAAAGUCUCUCCUUAGUUUAUGUUGCAAGCUGCAAA
This is a messenger RNA of Eucalyptus grandis, 1140 nucleotides long. Its product is annotated as leucine-rich repeat extensin-like protein 5. NCBI's taxonomy places the organism in Eukaryota, Viridiplantae, Streptophyta, Magnoliopsida, Myrtales, Myrtaceae. The record is from RefSeq and is a predicted model, not a curated record. The coding region runs from base 342 to 1010 and encodes 222 amino acids. The transcript has a single exon.